This is a messenger RNA of Monoraphidium neglectum, 2868 nucleotides long. Its product is annotated as L-sorbosone dehydrogenase, putative. The coding region runs from base 1 to 2868 and encodes 955 amino acids. The record is from RefSeq and is a predicted model, not a curated record. NCBI's taxonomy places the organism in Eukaryota, Viridiplantae, Chlorophyta, Chlorophyceae, Sphaeropleales, Selenastraceae. The transcript is spliced from 15 exons.
AUGCGCCAAUCUGUCGACAAAAAGGGCACCUGCCGUCGUCGCCUCGCCCGACGCGCGCGCCCCUUCCUCCCACGCCAGGCACACUGGGUGGUGAACGUGAAGGGCCCCUCGCGCGCUGACACAGAGGCCGCCUUCUCGGUGUUCGGCGAGCGUGCCCUGCCCGGCUGCGUGGCAGCCGUCCCGCAGCUGCUCGUGUCAGUCCUCGUGAAGACUCUCGGCGCGGCCGCGCAGGCGCUGCACAUGCGCGCCGCGUGCGCGCGCUGCGUCGCGCACCUCGCCGUCUGCCUCUCGCGCGGCCUCGAGCCCGGCGGCGGAGCGCCGCCACGGACGGUGGCCGCGGAGGCGGGGGCGGCGCGGCCGCAGCAGGCUGGGGCUGUCAGCCUGGAGGGGCUCUGCCGCGAGCCGGGGCUGCUGGACAAUCUGUACAGCUGCCUGAAGGCCGGGAACGACCUCAUAGCGGGCCUUCCCUCCCCCAAGGCCGCGGCCGGGCCAGAGGGGCCCGCGGCGGACGCGCUGGCGGGCGGCGGCGGCGGCAGCGGCGGGCGGGGCGCGGCGGCGGCGGUGGGCGAGGGGGACGCGGCGGAGUUGGCGGAGGCAGCGGCCAAAGCAAUCGCGGCACUGCUGAUGCCCGGGGUCCACAACCCCUGCAGCACAUCGGGUGACCCCCCACAGCCCCCUGAGGGCGCCGACUCUGCGCCCGGCGACGGCAGCGGCGGCGGCGAUGCCGCCGACGACGCGAGCGGAGGCGCGUGGGGCGCGCUGGCCGGCCUGCGCGCCGCGGUGGCCGCGGACAAGCGGUGGCGCGGGGUGCUGAAGACGGCCGCCCGCGCGCUGCAGCGGCCGGCGCAGGCGCGGCCGGCGGCGUCGUUCUUCGAGCGCCCACAGGCGGGCGGCAAACCCAAGCCGGCGGCCGCCGCGGCGGCUGCGGCGGACGCGGCCGUGAAGCGGCGCCAGGCGUACGCGUUGAUGGCGCUGCACGGUCUGGUGGGGCCGCCCGCGGCGGGCCUCGCCGGCUCCGCGGCCGCGUGGCGGCGGCGCGGCGCCGCGGCGGCGGCGGUCGUGCCCAACGACCAGAUUGCGCGCCGCUUCUUGUCGGACGUGCUGGCGGCAGCGGACCCAGAGAGCAGCAACGUGGGCGUACGCAAGUGGGCGCUGGUGGUGGCGGUCGAUCUGGUCACGCUGCCGCACGCGGCCCCGUGGCUGCUGCCGCGGCGGCCGCCGGUGGACAGCGACGCGCCGGGCGCGGCCGGCAGGGCCGAUGACGUCAUCUUGACGUGCUUCGGGCUGGCCGCUGACCUGGCGGCCUGGGCUCUCGACAGGGACGCCGCCCCCGACUCUGGCGGCGCGUACCUCCAGGCGCUAGGCCUGCGCAUGGCGUCCACGCUGUGCGGCUGCGGCGGCCGCUACAAGCGGUCGCGGGCGGGGGCGCCCGCGCGCGUGACAAAUGCUCUGGAGGCGGGGGCAGAGGGGGCGUCUCUCGUGGCGUUGCUGCAGCGGCUGGCGGACGCAUCGCCAGACACUGACCUGGGGCGGGACUGCCUCGCGGCGCUGGCGGCCAAGGCCAACAAGACGUAUGCUCUGGUGGACAGUGACGGGGACGGCUCCGCUGACAGCCUGACGGUGGUGCUGGACGGACUGGACACGCCGCAGGGCAUGGACUGGCACGACGGUGACCUGUUUGUGACAGGGUGGGACAAGGGCGGCAAAGGCAUGGUGUGGCGCGCCCGCGGCAUGGACGGCUACGCUCUCGCCGGCAAGCGCUUCCCAAACUCAAAGCUGGAGGUCGUGACUGACCGCCUGCCGCGGGCGCGCUGGCACGGGCCCAGGUACGCCCGCUUCAGCCCUGCCGAUGGACUGCUGUACGUGUCUGUGGGGGCGCCUUGCAACGUGUGCCCCGAGGACAAGUCCCCAGAGGGCAUCGUUUUCUCGACCAUCUACACCCUCAACACCACGGACGGGACGCUGGCCCUGUUUGCACGAGGGCUGCGCAAUGUGGUGGGGAUGGACUGGCAUCCCGACAGGCCCAGCCAGCUCUUCUUCACAGACCACGGUCGUGACGGUAUGGGCGACAACCUGCCUGACGACAGGCUGCAGAUGGCUCCAGCGCAGGGUGAGUUCUACGGCUUCCCCUCCUGCCACACCAACGGCAGCGGCGACCCCUACCUGCGGCCGCCGGGCCCCGGCUCUUUGACGCCAGACCCCGGGCUGAACAAAGGGCAGAAGAAGCUCAACUGCUCAGGCGCGUCUGCUGUGCGGGACAAGGGCGCCGCGUGGCUGGGUGACGCAUUCCGCCGGCCGGUGCAGGCGCUGGGGCCCCACGUCGCCCCCCUGGGGCUGCGAUUCUACCGCUGGGAGGUUGGCAAGUCGUGGCCCAGUACUUACGACCGCACCAUACUCAUCGCCGAGCACGGGAGCUGGGACCGCUCAUCCAAGAUUGGGUACCGCUUAGUGUCGAUUCGCCUAGCUGACGCCGGCGGGACCAGCGGCGACCCGCCCCUGGUGACUCAGCACGAGGAGUUCUUGACCGGAUUUGUGGGCGGUCCCAGGGGGGCGCCAAAGGCCAAACAGGUCAGCUGGGGCCGGCCGGCAGAUGUGCAGCAGCUGCCCGAUGGGUCACUGCUGAUCAGCGAUGACGGGGCGCACACGGUGUACCGCCUGCACUAUGUGGGGGACGGCGCCGCGGCGGGGCGCGGCGGCGGCGCUGUAGCAGUCCAACCUGGCAGCAGCCCUUCAGUGAUGAUGAGGCGGCCGCUGCUGGCGGUCACGAGCGGAGACGGCUGGGGGCGCCGCGGAAUGGCGGCGGGUGGCGCGCUUCGCACGGCGCUGGUUGGCUCGUUGGUGCUAUCGAUGGCCGUGCUUGCCGCUUGA